AUGUUCGUUUUACUUUUUGGUUUCCUGGCUUUGGGACCGCAGGUUGUGCUGUCGAAUCUCUUCCGACUCGGACUCGCCCAGGUUACACAAUGCGAACAAUUCACCAUUAACUUCAAGGGUGAAGUUAACACGACGUCGCCCCCAUCGUCUCUUACCGUCGUCCCUUUCGAUUCUGUUCCAAUCUCCAUUCCUGUACCAUCUAAUGCUCUCAACUUCACGGGUCUUGACAUCAACUUCCUUCCUCUGAAGGAAAACACUACUUUUAUUGUCUCCCUCGACAACGCGGAGAAUCAGAGUCUUUCACUGGUUUCCGAUUUCAUUCGAAUUUCCCCUCCCAAAAUGCUUCCUGUCUCCCAUCAGCCCCCGCCAAUUCCACUCCGUCACCCUACGAUAUAG
Molecule: messenger RNA, 396 nt
Organism: Marasmius oreades (fairy-ring Marasmius)
Lineage: Eukaryota; Fungi; Basidiomycota; Agaricomycetes; Agaricales; Marasmiaceae
Exons: 1
Coding region: 1-396 (131 amino acids)
Source: RefSeq, a predicted model, not a curated record